Molecule: messenger RNA, 2168 nt
Organism: Melanotaenia boesemani (Boeseman's rainbowfish)
Lineage: Eukaryota; Metazoa; Chordata; Actinopteri; Atheriniformes; Melanotaeniidae
Gene: tph2
Product: tryptophan hydroxylase 2 (tryptophan 5-monooxygenase)
Exons: 11
Coding region: 16-1485 (489 amino acids)
Biological process (GO): serotonin biosynthetic process; aromatic amino acid metabolic process
Cellular component (GO): neuron projection
Molecular function (GO): iron ion binding; tryptophan 5-monooxygenase activity
Source: RefSeq, a predicted model, not a curated record
GAACCGCCGCCCCGCAUGCAGCCGGCCAUGAUGAUGUUCUCUAGCAAGUACUGGUCCAGGAGGGGGCUGUCGUUGGACUCGGCCAUGUUUGACCACCAGAACCAGCGGCAGCAGAAGCACACUGGGGGGCAGAUGUCAAGGCGGACUUCCUUCUGUCCCAUCAACGAGAGAGACGAUGAAAACACAGAGGACUCUGGGAAAACAGCUGUGGUGUUUUCUCUGAAGAAUGAGGUUGGCUGUCUCGUCAGAGCUCUCAGGCUCUUCCAGGAGAAACGGGUCAACCUGAAACACAUUGAGUCUCGGAUGUCAAAGAGAGUCCCAAAUGAGGUGGAGAUCUUUGCAGACUGCAGCUGCAACAAGAAAGAUUUCAAUGAGCUACUGCAGCUUCUCAAAGACCACGUCAACAUUGUGUCCUUCAACACACCUGCACAUGUAUGGUCUGCUGAGGCAGAUGAAGAAGACGUUCCGUGGUUUCCCAUGAAAAUCUCUGAGCUGGAUCAGUGUUCUCACAGAGUGCUGAUGUACGGAUCUGAGCUGGACGCCGAUCAUCCGGGCUUCAAAGACAACGUUUAUCGGCAGCGCAGGAAGUACUUUGUGGAGGUGGCCAUGAACUACAAGUUUGGGCAGCCCAUCCCUCACAUUGAGUACACUGAGGAGGAGGUGAAGACAUGGGGCGUGGUUUUCAGAGAGCUGACCAAACUGUACCCGACUCACGCCUGUAGAGAGUACCUGAAGAACCUGCCGCUGCUCACCAAACACUGUGGCUACAGAGAGGACAACAUCCCUCAGCUGGAGGACGUCUCCCUGUUCCUCAGAGAGCGAUCUGGCUUUACAGUUCGACCUGUGGCCGGGUACCUGUCUCCUAGGGACUUCCUGGCUGGUUUGGCCUACAGAGUGUUUAACUGCACUCAGUAUGUUCGUCACAGCACCGACCCACUCUACACCCCAGAACCAGAUACAUGUCACGAGCUGCUGGGUCACGUUCCCCUGUUGGCCGAUCCAAAGUUCGCCCAGUUCUCCCAGGAGAUUGGUCUGGCCUCGCUGGGAGCAACUGAUGAGGAUGUGCAGAAACUGGCCACAUGUUAUUUCUUCACUAUCGAGUUUGGACUCUGCAAGCAGGACGGCCACCUCAGAGCUUAUGGAGCCGGUUUACUGUCUUCUAUUGGAGAGCUGAGGCAUGCUUUGUCUGAUAAAGCCUGUGUGAAGAUGUUUGAUCCGAAGACGACCUGCAACCAGGAGUGCCUCAUCACCACCUUCCAGGAGGUCUACUUUGUCUCUGAGAGCUUCGAGGAGGCCAAAGAGAAAAUGAGGGAGUUUGCGAAGACGAUAAAGAGGCCGUUUUCUGUGUACUACAACCCGUACACGCAGAGCAUCGACCUGCUCAAAGACACGCGUAGCAUCGAGAACGUGGUGCAGGACCUGCGCAGCGACCUCACCACCGUCUGCGACGCGCUGGGGAAGAUGAACACCUACAUGGGUAUCUGACCUCCCCACCACCACCAUCUGUUAGCUGAUUGGUUCAAACUUCUGUAAGAUGCUGUGAAACGUCAUCUACUGCAACAUAUUCAUCUAUAAUUUGAGCUGCGAGCAGAGAGAACGUGACAGCUCUUCUGUAUUUAAUCUGUCUCGUCCAUGAGAAACAGGACGUGCUUUGUUUCCUUUAGUCAGAUUCUCUGUUCAUCUGACCUGUUGGACCAGGACUGGAUUCUGAACGUCCGCUCAGACCCUCUUGCAGACCUUAAAGAGACAGCAGUUUAUAAAUGUGUAAAAGAUCAACAGUUUAUGUGAGUUUAUUAAAUGAAUGGGCCCUCUGGUGUCAGGCGGGUCCACAAACCAAGCUGGACCAGGUCUGCAGGAGGACAUCUGGGUGAAGUCCAGACACCUGGUUCUCUGUGUGUUUCAGAUUUAGGAAACAUGGUGAUUUACUUCAUGUUGGGACUAAUGGUGAAGUAACCACCUCUGGAUUAAAGACCACCGUCCUUCCUGAACCAGAACCACAGAAAAGCUGCAGCUAGACCCAAACUUCGGAAUCAACAGAUUUAAAGUUAUUUAAUAGAAACUGGGUAUUUCUUUAUGUGGUCAUGGUGUUUUAGUGCUGCUGUGUUUGUUUGUUGCAUGAAGAAUUGUCAGGUAGCUUUUUGUUUUCAACUGGCGCUGAACUGGAUAAA